AUGCCUCUCACCAUUACGAGCCUGCAAUACACCACCAAUGACGUCGAGGACCGGAUCCUGCCGGACAUCGACGUGCAGUACAUCCUCAAACGAGAUACCACCAGCGGCAGCACCCUCAAGGACGGCGACUACGUCCUAUCGAUCGACGGAGAAGUCCGCACUACAGGGCAGACCGCCGUCCACGUUUACGCCGGCCGUCUCAUCUCCUUGGAAUCUGAGAGAGAGCGCCACGUUAUCAUCAAAGCCGCCUGGGACAUCGACACGCUCCUCAAGGAAGCCACGAUCUACUCUCGCUAUUUGUUGCCUGCGGUAGAGGCCGGUCUUGUCCCCGGAUGCCAUGGCGUGGAUUGCGCCGUGAUGCCCGGACUCGAAGAGGAAGAGGCUGGAUGCUUGAUCCUGGACUAUGCGGGCCAAGCCUUGUACGAUCGAUGGAAUACGAUGAGAGACGACAGAGUGUUGAAACUCCUGAUGAUCGAAACGCUCAUGGGUGUACACCAAUGCGGAAUCGUUCACGGCAACAUCGAACCGCGCCACCUCACCAUACAAUCCGACGAAGACGGGACCUACCCCCGUCUGAUCGAUUUCAGCGAGGCGCGCGAGAUGGAUACAGUCUGCUCCUGUCGUAGAGGCAAGACCAUCAAAGACGUAGCUGAAAUGAAGAUGGAGCCGAGGAGAGACGUCUGGGCCUGCGAUGAAGUCUGGCACUGGUGCAACGAGCUGAAAGUUUGGCCUCCCCGCCUCUUCCCGUGGCACGGUAUCUGUAUACGCGUGGACGAUCUGCUCGCCGGAAAUGUCGCGGUGGUGGCGAAGACGAAGAAGACGUUUGAGGAGUGGGACGAGGCGCUGGAAGAGGCAUAUGUGGGGGUGUGCACGUUCUUGGAGAAACAUUAUCCCGAGCACGAGCAGACCAAGAGAAUACGAGCUAUCGUAGACGACGAGGAGGCGCUGAAGAAGAUCUGCGCCGAGUUCAAGGAGGAGAUGGAACGGCAAGGCGACUGGGUGGAGUAUCCCGAGGACACGACCGAGGCCUGA
Peniophora sp. CBMAI 1063 is the source of this 1032-nucleotide messenger RNA. The record is from the annotation of a GenBank genome assembly. Lineage: Eukaryota; Fungi; Basidiomycota; Agaricomycetes; Russulales; Peniophoraceae.